Klebsormidium nitens is the source of this 1230-nucleotide messenger RNA. NCBI's taxonomy places the organism in Eukaryota, Viridiplantae, Streptophyta, Klebsormidiophyceae, Klebsormidiales, Klebsormidiaceae. The record is from the annotation of a GenBank genome assembly.
AUGGCGCGCGGCGAGUGGGUGCAGCCGGACGGGCAGCGGCCGUCCACGGCGCCGGCCAGCGGGCGGUUGCUGGGGAAGACGCCACGAGGGUCGGGGCCACCCGCGCUCCAGAUCGAUCUGUCCUGGAAUGAUAACCCGAGCGCCACCAACAGCCCAGCCACACAAAAGAUUAGGACGCCCUCAAGCACACCCGCACGCAACCCGAUUGUUGAGGGGAUUGAUUCACCGAAAUCAACAACCCUUGACGCUGAUAUUUGUAUCACUUGCUGCUUCUUCCAUCAGUUCCGUUCGUCGGUCCGCUCCUUCACCCCUCCUGCUACCAGCCCUGAGCAUCAGUGGCGGUCGAGCCGCGCGGGCCGUGCCCCUGCGUCGCCGAGCCCCAUUGUGGGCACUCCGGGCGACCGCCCCACCCACCUGCUCACCGUGCACGGGGCGGGAGGAAACGUCGCCCUCUCAGGACAGAACCGGAUCCAUCGCAAAGCUGUGCCCAGCGUGCCUGCUUCUGGCAGUACCCUGGAGUUUGGGGCGUCCUCCUCCGAGCAGGCGAAGCCCAUGAGGAAGCCCGCGCCGCCGCCCUCCAACGACCUCGCAGGCUCUCCGACCCCGCGCGGUGACAAGCCCCGGGGCCCGAAGCAGGUGGCGGACCGGCCGCAGGACAACCGGGAGGAGGCCCCCGUGCGCAGCAAGCAGCUCAGCGAGUACAGCCACCUCAAUAAGAAGCGCGACCCGCUCGGACAGUACGGCUACCAGGGCGUCGAGUCCGCGACGUUCAAGCCGCAGAUCAAGAGGACCGAGUACUCCGGCACCUCGCACAUCGAGGCGGGCACGGUGUGCACGUGGCGGGACGCGAUCGUUGGGCAGGCCUCUCCCCGCACGCGGUGCAUGGCCACCGGGGAGGCCAACCCCGCGCUGCGGCAGAGCACCGCCGCGCGCACCAUGGGCUACGGCGACGCGCAGGGGGCGGGCGAGGGCACGCCCCGCACCGCGCGGCCACAGAGUGCGGCGGCGCGGGACCACGUGUCGGAGGUGUUUGCGCACAAGGCGCCCGAAGGCAUCUCGCCGCGGGACCGAAUGAUUGCCAGUCGAGCGGAGCAACGGAGCACUCUGGGCGGCAGGAGUGAGACGUUCUCCGUCACUGUCCAAGAGAACGCCCAGGCGUUUGCGAGCAACAAGGCCCGGCUGGCAGGCAACAACAACAUCUUCGGGGGCUUCCUCUACGAGCAAAAGUAA